GCUUUUUCGCGUGUCUAAAUACUUACGGCGGAAAAAUUGCUCAGAAUUGUGCACGGUAUGUUCAAAUCUUCAUAAAUUUUUCAUCUUUACGGACAAUUGGCUCCCCCCCCGUCGGAGUAAUUCCUUCACCAGAUCCGAAUUCCGGUGCAGCUUAUUAUCGGUGCUGGAGAAAGCUUCGUCGCCGGAAAAAAAGACUGUUAGGUUUGGAUGCUUUGAACUCGGCCUUGAGCUUCAGAUUAUGAGUGUACAUAUUUAUUCUCCUUAAAAAAAAAGAUGCCUGGCAUACCAUUAACACCCAACGGGACUUCUUAUUCUAGAGCUGCAGAACAGAUGUGCCGUCACGAUUCUCACGAGCACUUGUCUGCAGAAGAAGAAAUUGCAGCCGAAGAAAGUCUUUCGAUAUAUUGUAAACCUGUUGAAUUAUACAACAUACUGCAACGCCGAGCUGCAAAAAAUCCGUCUUUCAUACAAAGAUGUUUGCGGUACAAAUUACAAACAAAACAUAAAAGAAGGUAAUUGUCUGGAAUCAUAUGCUUUAUGUUUCAGUUUAGUUUCCAAUUUUGAAAGAUGAAACUUGAAUCUAAAUAGCUCAUCUCAGGGGAUCAGAACCUUUUCAGUCAGGCUAGGUGGUAUGAACCAUCACAAGGGUAAACCAGUAUUCCAUUUGUCUCCGAAAGUAGUCAUAUUUUGAAAAUUUAUUAUUUCCCCCCUAAAUGAGUCUUAUUCGAACAAAACAAUAUAUUUUUUUAUUAUAUCUAAUGCUUAAAAAAUAAGUGUAUGGAACAAGUUAAAUAUGUUAAAUUAAGCUAAAUCAACAAAUACAAAAACAACCCAGUAGAAUCCCUUACGACAGUAAGGUCUGGGGAGUGUGUAUGCGGACCUUAGCCCUGCUUGGAGUAGUAUAAUUGAGGAUCUCUAAUGGUUGUACUCUGUAUAUUACAAUGGCAACCACACCAGGCAUAUGGGGAAUAACUGCAUAUUUUAAAAAUUAAAAGGAAUAUCAUGGUUAAACAAGACUCUUUUUAUAACACAAAAAGAGUAUAUUAACAAGCUGGUUGCAUUACCUAUUUAUUUGUUCUUAUCAGGCCAGGGUCAUUCAUAAUUAAACCAUCAAAUGGUGUAAUUGAAUUUGGACAAUGAUUUCCUGAUGCUCUUAUAUUCUGUGCCUUAAUGUUUUGUGCAUAUUAGUGUUUGUAAAGUGUAGACCAUCAUUUCUUACUUUGGAAGUUUUUCAUGCAUUUCAAGGAUACAAAUGACCAUUUCUCUUCCAGCAACUUUAAAUGGCGGCUCACACAUUCAAAGCAUGUUUCCUUUGUGUAUAUUGUUGGCUAGGCAAGUUCCAAUUCCUGUAGCUUCUGAGUACUCUGCAGUAUAUUGCUUUAAGCGGGCAUGCGUGCUAUCCUCUUGUUCCGGAGUAGACAGGACGAAUCAAGCUUAUGCAAAAUUUGUACUCCCUGAAAUGAAUAAGUUAUCAUCGGAGAUUGAUGCAGCAUCACUUGUAAUUCUUUUUAUUAGCUGUGCUGAGAUCGCCAAGGACCAUAUGGAUAUGUCAUAUUUUGCUUCCAAUGUUGAAGGACACUGCUUAUUGAGUAGGAUGUCCAUGGAAUUGCCUUAUUUAUCUUUGGAAAAGUCUCCAAACUUGGGUCUUGGAGAAAGAGCAGAGAUGUUUUCCACUGUUGACUUGUGCCCCUGUUUCAUGAAGGUAAGCUAUUUGGAGAAACAUGGGUGUGUUUCAUUUCAGUUUCCUCAAUCAUUUGGAGCUGCGGAUACAUCACAUGAGAUUAAAGUCAGUGUUGCUGCAGAAGAAGUUGGGGCAAAGGAGAGAACGUCUUACGAUUCGUACUCCUAUAAUGAAGUUCCUAACUCAUCUUUGCAUCAUAUAAAAAGGCUACGGACUGGAAAUGUUGUUUUCAACUAUAGAUACUAUAACAAUAAGUGCCAGCGAACUGAAGUAACAGAAGACUUUACAUGUCCUUUCUGCUUGGUGAAAUGUGGAAGCUUUAAGGGUCUGAGAUAUCACUUAUCUUCUUGUCAUGAUCUAUUCUAUUUUGACUUUUGGGUCACUGAAGAAUAUCAGGCGGUAAAUGUGUCUGUUAAAACUGAUGUAUGGAGAUCUGAGAUCAUUGCUGACGGUGUUGAUCCCAAACAACAAACAUUUUUCUUUUGUUCAAGGCCCUUAAGACGCCGAAAACAACAAAGCGUUCAGAAUGGAAAGCAUGUACAUCCACUGGCUUUUGAUUCAGAUUCUCCAACGACAAUAAAGGAUCUUCACAUCAAGAAUGAUGGUAUCGUGGAAUGUGAUGCAUCAAGUCCCAAUGCUGCAACUGUAUCAUCAGCCACUGGACAACCAUUUCCAGACCCUGAAUGUACAGAGUCAUUGCCUGGAAGCAGUCUAGCACAACCUGCAGUGCUUCAAUUUGCAAAGACCAGGAAGUUAUCUGUUGAGCGUUCCGAUCCAAGAAAUCGUACCCUCCUGCAGAAGAGACAAUUCUUUCACUCACACCGAGCCCAGCCUAUGGAAUUGGAACAAGUUUUAUCAGACCAGGAUAGUGAGGAUGAAGUUGAUGAUGAUGUUGCGGAUCUCGAAGACCGGCGGAUGCUUGAUGAUUUUGUGGACGUUUCCAAAGACGAGAAGCAUAUGAUGCAUCUCUGGAAUUCAUUUGUGAGAAAGCAAAGGGUGCUUGCAGAUGGCCACAUUCCUUGGGCAUGUGAGGCCUUCUCAAAGCUGCAUGGUCAAGAUUUUCUCCGAACUCCCGCACUGCUCUGGUGCUGGAGAUUGUUCAUGAUAAAACUAUGGAAUCACGGCCUCCUAGAUGCUCGUGCCAUGAACAACUGUAACGUGAUACUCGAACAAUUUCAAAACCAAGACGACGACAAAAGCUAACCAUGUGUCUGUUCUUUUCAGAAUAAUUCUGUUUUGUCACCACCACCAUUGACACCAAGGUUGACUCUAUCAUUGACCCUCAUUGUUUGUGAUGUUUAAGAAACGUUUAUGGGGCCAAUCUCGGUGUCAUUGGCAAUGUCACUGUAACAUAACUCUUUCUUUUUGUUCUGGUUUCUUUGUAACACUAGAGCCUAGAGGGUACCACUCGGGCAAUCGGGUAAGCAAGUCCUAGUCCCCUAGCCCCGUUUGGUCUGACCAUAAGUCUGGUGGGUC
Molecule: messenger RNA, 3157 nt
Organism: Cuscuta campestris
Lineage: Eukaryota; Viridiplantae; Streptophyta; Magnoliopsida; Solanales; Convolvulaceae
Source: the annotation of a GenBank genome assembly